AAUAAAUUUUGUACUCAAAGCGUCUGGAAAAAUCAUAAUGAUCAAGGGCAUAUACAUAAAUGUAUAUGUAUAUUUAUUUACAUCUGUAGGAUGAACGAAUACCUACUUCUACUUUAGGAUGCACAAGUGCAGUCACGCAACCGUGGGCUUUGAAUCGUAAAACUAUGCUUGGUUUUGAGGCUCGAUACGCUUGAAAAUUCAAUUAAUUGAUACUAUUAAUUAUAUAAUCAAUCUCAGCGCUGUUUUAUAUAUGCUGUUACGAGCAUAUAAAUGCUUUCUCGGAAAGGAAAUGGAUCAUUUAUAUUAAAGAAAAACAAAUACAAACUACAUCUAACAUAAAACCGGGAAUAAAUUUAAACAAUGAACCUGGUGAGUAUUAAUGAAGAACUAUCGGAUGGUGAUUUUCAUUAAGAAGUGUAACCACUUUUAUAAAAUGUGCAUAUUCGAAAAAAGUUUAAAUACGCUCUGAACAAAAUACAUAUAUUUUAGAUUCGUUUAUUUGCUGGAUUUUUUCUCGUAAUGAUAUUCGUGAUUGGAAAGGCCGUCUGUUCUAGUUCCAAUACCAUGAAUAAGUCCAAACAUCCCAAUAUAAAAACGUUGGGCUAUUCUGAAUUUAAGGAAACUAUCAUUCGGCCUGCAGUAAAGAAGACAGAACAAUUUGAACUAACUCAUCAUAAUGUAGCUGCUGAUCCGACCAUGGCACUUAAGCACGUCGUUCAAAAAUAUGAUAAGCCUUUCGAUAAUAGAACGACAGAUCACCAUUACAGAUCAAUAAACGCGCGAAAAAAAAAAAAAUCUACUGCAUUCGAUAAUUCAAAUAGUAACAAUUUUCGUACUUUUGAGGAAAUACAUGAACAUAUCGAUGAAACAUACGACAGCGGUUCCCAGUACCAAGCAUCUGAACCAUUAGGAUCUGAAACUUUACCAAAUAAAAAUCUGGAAAAUAUAAAAAACAAAAAAAAUCGAAACCGUAUAAAAACUAAAAUAAAACAUCACCAUCAUCAUCAUCAUCAUAACCAUAUAAAAGAGCUUAUAAAAACAGUACCACAACCAUAUUCGGUUGAAAAAGUUGUGCACGUACCAAUUGAAAAAGUGGUAGAAAAAGUUGUGCAUGUUCCUAAAAUUAUAAAUGUUACUAUAGAGAAAAUUGUACACGUUCCAAUAGAAAAAAUAGUCGAAAAGGUGAUUCAUAUCCCAAAACCAUAUGUUGUUGAAAAAAUAGUUGAAAAAAUAGUUCAUGUUCCCAAGCCAUAUCCUGUUCUUAGAACUGUUCCAUAUCCAAUUGAAAUUAAAGUUCCAAUGACAGUUGAAAAAAAAGUACCGUUUCCAAUCAAGGUUGAGGUUGAACGAAAAAUUCCCAUUUAUAUUCAUACAAAAGAGCCAUAUAAAUUUGAGAAAUCAAAUAUUGAACAGUCGAAAUUCACUUUCGAAGGGGAUCAUCUGGGGAUUAAAGAACAUGAACAAUCUACGCUACCGACAAACCAUCCUCAGCAUAGGAUAUAUAAAUUAAAAGAUAUAAACCUCCCUAAUAAAGUAGAAGACCCUCCAUAUACUUUUCAACCGGAGCAUAAUAAACAUUUGAAGGAGAACCCUAGUCAACAAUAUACAUCUGAAAGCGUUAAUAUUCCGCGAAAAUUCUUAAGAAGCAAUUUAAUGGAUAAGAACAUUGACGGCCAAGACGACCAGUCGAAUUUCAAUUUAGAAAGUGAUAAUCUGAGGACUAAAGAGCACGAUCAAUCUGCCUUACAUGCAAAACACCCUCACAAUAAGAUCUUUAAAUUGAAAGAAUUCAACUUUCCCAAUAAAAUAGACUUUCAAAAUACUUUUCAGCCGGAGUAUACAAAUUUCGAUUUAACAAAGAGUGCGAAUCAACAAUAUACAUCUGCAAGCGAUAAUAUUCCCAUAAAAUUCUUAAGUGACAAUUUUCAGCCAGACACGACAAAAUCUGAAUUAAACCCUAAUGGCAUAGGUUUACCCUUUAUUAAUAGCACCCUUCUUUUUUUCAAUCCACAAGAAUCUACCUAUCCCCUUCAUGGCAUCCCUUUUUCGCUACCAGUUAAUUUUGUUCACCUGCAACCAACGACCCAGCAAAAUCAGUUAGGCUUGGAUUCAACGAUUCCAGAAAGAAGCGCAGAAUCAUCAAGAACUUAAGAUUUUUGCUCCGCAAUUCUAUUCUACGUAACACAAAUCGUAACUUUUUAAUGACUAGUAAUAGAGACACCGUUAGUUGAUAAAGAAAAAAUAGUAAUUUAGUAAAACAACGAAGUUUGUUUUUGAAAUAAAAAUUAAUGUAAGUUAACGUAGCCGUGGGUACAGAACCGAUCGGAAAUAAAAUUGGGUUGUACAACAUGUUGUUAGUUUGCUUGUUUUUUUCAUUAUAAUUUUUGUUGGAAGCUGCCGAGCUUUUUCGGCAACUCUGACUCCACAUUUACGAAUAUGAGUUCUGAGGUAUUUGAUUUUAAUUUUGUGGCUUGUUGUUCGAUGUUUUAUUUUAUAAUUUAUAAAAGCAGUGGCAGUGAACUUCGACUUUGGAUGUUGAAGCUUACAAAGUUUAUGGAUGCGAAACGAUGUUGCGCCCUCGUGGACAAUUCCCUUUAUUCCGAGGAAGGAAGAACAUACAUUUAUGCAAUAAGAAAGAGGAAUAUUAAUAUGUAUAUGCAUUGAGAGCUUUAUGUACAUGAACACGAUAACAUAUAAUUUAAGAGCAGUUGUACAUAAGGAACAAUUUUAUACUGCAUAGAGAAUUUUAACGAAUUGGCAGAUCAAGUCGGACGAGGCACUAACCAUACGGUAUAUUGAUGUGUCAGUUCAUACAUAGAGGAGUGAAAAAUCCUGCAUUUUAUAAGCAAUGAGUUUAAUGGGAAAAUCAUUCCUUUUAGAAGCUAUGAUUUUAAGGAAAAUUAAAUAAAUUAAUAUACAUUUAUAGCAAAUGUGGCCAACGUAGAGUCAAUGAUUGUGGAGAAAAAGACGCAGGUCAAGCAAAUCGAUCGCGAGAAGACCUGUCCGCUGUUGCUGCGUGUGUUCUGCGGCGCGAGAUUAGAGUGACAUGAACAGAGGAAAGAGGCAUCGAAGACAACAAGACAAGCUCGCACAGGCAAAGUUCAGCACUGGCGACCUCCAGAAUAUCUCCAUCACGCCGCCUAAUCGCCUGCCGCCCCCAGCACGCCGCCAGAGGCCUUAUUGAUGGGGAAUACAUGAGAAUGGAACCUACAAUCGAGUAUAUAUACACGCUAAUCAUUUUCAAAUUUUUCACUUUCACUCGACACUCAAUGAAAUAUGGACAUAAUUAUAAGUGAUGAAUAUCAUGAAAAAGUAAUACACAUAUAAUAAUAAAUAAAAAUACG
This is a messenger RNA of Drosophila miranda, 3344 nucleotides long. RefSeq lists its product as uncharacterized. The record is from RefSeq and is a predicted model, not a curated record. The coding region runs from base 520 to 2151 and encodes 543 amino acids. The transcript has a single exon. Lineage: Eukaryota; Metazoa; Arthropoda; Insecta; Diptera; Drosophilidae.